Messenger RNA from Anthostomella pinea, 1422 nucleotides. The record is from the annotation of a GenBank genome assembly. NCBI's taxonomy places the organism in Eukaryota, Fungi, Ascomycota, Sordariomycetes, Xylariales, Xylariaceae.
AUGGCCAAGCAGGUCUGGGAGUCUACGGAACCGCAGGGCGGCUACAACUGGGAGGAGAUUGAGGAGAACGAGGAAUCUACGGUGCGCAAGAUCUGGACACCGAAUCGCCUCGUACGUGGAGGUUGGGACAGGAAUACCACAUCGCUCACCAGGGAGUGCGCAGCCUUCGACGAUAACUAUCCGCAUUACUGGACGGAUCUUCUGAUGGUUGAUAGCGUCGACGGGCAGGCGGCGCACUUUCAUCGCACUCUCGUUGGCCCGGUGCAUCGAGGCGCUCGUGCGCAUCGUGCGCCUCGUCGACGACCGCAACUGCAUCAUGGUCGCGCGCACACUGCAACAUAUACUCGACGCGCUCGAAACCUGAGCGCCAACGGCUGCCACGAGCACGAGUACGAAGAGGACGACUCGGAGGACGACGAAGAUGAUGAUGCUGAUAUGUGUGCGGACGAGAUGGUGGGACCUGAUUGGAACGGUCAUCCCGACGCUGAGUGGAGAUGGGCAAGCUUGGGCUUCAGCAUGAGCAUUUGCUUCAGCAGGCUGGGCCCGGUGAACUUCAGAACCAAGGAUAUCCACGGCGCAACGGCUCUACACUAUGCAUCCGGCCGACAAUGCGGCAUUAUCGCCGUGGAGGCACUGCUGAAGGCCGGCGCCAACUACAAGGCCAAAGACGACCACGGCGUAACGCCCCUGAUGAACGCCUGUCGCGAUUCUACAAUCAGCUCGACGCACUAUGCACGAUGCACAGAGACAUCGAUGGUUCGGUCUCCUGAUCAUUCUAUCUCCACCUGCCUACAACCGGCACACGCGCAUGGCCGCAUGAGAGCGCUGAUUUCACCUCCCAUUCCUUGCCUUGAGACCAAGGAAUGCGACUACUCGAUCGAGAAGGGUAACAACUGGCUCCGCCACUUGCGUGAGAAGUACGAGCACAGGGGUUCUGCGCUGCCUCUGUUCAAGAACUACGGUUGCACAUCAACCGAUCUGCGACGACAGAUGACGGACUAUAACAGGAGCCUCCUCGCCCGCGCCUGGGGUGGUAACGCCGACCCCGAACCCCUGCCAGCACGAGCCUGCCGGCGACGGCGCGCCGAGCACCCCACGGAAUGGCUACUGUUCAUCAACUGUCCCAAGAACCUCCCUGGCAAUGACCCAUUGCGCAAGUUGUUCCAGAGCCCUGUCGCCCGUGCCAGGGUCGGCUUCUCCUUGCUCGAUCUGAAGUGGGGAUUUUUUUUUGAGGAAGGUGGCGAGGGCGACCAGUUGGGCGAUGAGCGACUGUUUGUCGUAGUCAAGGGAACGUGUAGGGGGGAGUGGAGUGAUCACGAUGAGAACAACCAUGCGAACGGGAAACAGAAUGGCAACUUCACCCACGAACCCUACACCCUUCCAACCUCAGGCCCAGCAUGGGGCUCCCUACCAGCUGUAUAA